UUCCGUAGUUGCGUAUGCCAGUUACUGUCAGGACAGAUUCUAACACUGAUCAGUGAUCACAUUUCAAUAUAUUUUGAGCUUCUACCACCAAAAUGAGCAGAAGUUACAAUGACGAGUUGCAAUAUAUGGAUAAAAUUGGCAAGAACUGUUGGCGUAUCAAAAAGGGCUUUGUACCGAACAUGCAGGUGGAAGGCGUCUUCUACGUUAACGACCCCCUUGAAAAGUUGAUUUUUGAGGAAUUACGAAAUGCUUGUAAAGGAGGAGGUUUUGGUGGGUUUCUCCCGGCAUUGAAACAGAUUGGGAAUGUGGCAGCUCUACCAGGAAUAGUACAUAGAUCUAUUGGACUUCCAGAUGUCCACUCGGGGUAUGGCUUUGCCAUUGGAAAUAUGGCUGCCUUUGACAUGAGUGAUCCCACUGCUGUGGUCUCCCCAGGGGGUGUGGGUUUCGACAUAAACUGUGGCGUUCGUCUGCUGAGGACCAACCUGGAUGAGGCGGACGUCCAGCCGGUGAAGGAGCAGCUGGCCCAGGCGCUGUUUGACCACAUCCCAGUGGGAGUGGGCUCCAAGGGGGUCAUCCCCAUGAGCGCCAAGGACCUUGAGGAGGCCCUGGAGAUGGGGGUGGACUGGUCCCUGAGGGAGGGCUACGCCUGGGCAGAGGACAAGGAGCACUGUGAGGAGUAUGGCCGAAUGCUCCAGGCUGACCCCAACAAGGUCUCCUCCAAGGCCAAGAAGAGGGGCCUGCCACAGCUGGGAACACUAGGGGCAGGGAACCACUAUGCUGAGAUCCAGGUGGUGGAUGAGAUCUACAACGACUACGCGGCCAAGAAGAUGGGCAUCGAUCACAAGGGCCAGGUGUGCGUGAUGAUCCACAGUGGCAGCAGGGGGCUCGGGCACCAGGUGGCCACAGAUGCCCUUGUUGCCAUGGAGAAGGCGAUGAAGAGGGACAAGAUCAUAGUGAAUGACCGGCAGCUGGCCUGCGCUCGCAUCACAUCGGAUGAGGGCCAGGACUACCUGAAGGGCAUGGCCGCCGCAGGGAACUACGCCUGGGUCAACCGCUCCUCCAUGACCUUCCUCACCAGACAGGCCUUCUCCAAGGUCUUCACCACCACGCCAGACGACCUGGACAUGCACGUGAUCUACGACGUGUCCCACAACAUCGCCAAGGUGGAGGAGCACAUGGUGGACGGCAAGCAGAAGACCCUGCUGGUGCACCGCAAGGGCUCCACCCGGGCCUUCCCCCCGCACCACCCCCUCAUCGCCGUGGACUACCAGCUUACAGGCCAGCCGGUGUUAAUUGGUGGCACAAUGGGCACCUGCAGCUAUGUCUUGACGGGGACAGAGCAGGGCAUGACUGAGACCUUUGGCACCACCUGCCAUGGCGCGGGGCGCGCUCUGUCUCGUGCCAAGUCCCGCAGGAACUUGGACUUCCAGGAUGUGUUGGACAAGCUGGCAGACAAGGGCAUUGCCAUUCGAGUGGCCUCGCCCAAACUAGUCAUGGAGGAGGCUCCUGAAUCAUACAAGAAUGUGACGGAUGUUGUCAACACAUGCCACGAUGCUGGAAUAAGCAAGAAGGCUAUUAAACUACGACCAAUUGCCGUAAUCAAGGGGUAACGCGCUUUGGCUCAGCUAGAGACUAUGGGCACUUGGAACUAGAAGGUUCAUGAGCGACUCUAAAGGAAGUGAGCUGACCAUCGAGAAGUGUGGCCUGACAUUUGUCUGUAAAUGAAGGAACACGAAUGGUAUGACUUACAAGCAAGCCUUCCAAAGCUUUACGAAUAUGAUUUUGUACAGUUCUCAAGCUGUCAAAGGAUAAGAGGAGACUUCAUACUUUAAUUUCUUAACUAAACGAGAGAACUUAAUACAUUUUUUGUUCUUAUUGGUGCCAAUUGCUGUGGCCUAUUAUAAUGUGGGCUUUGACUGUCAGAUAAUAAAGGAUGGAAGAGAACAUAGA
Osmerus eperlanus (European smelt) is the source of this 1950-nucleotide messenger RNA. It is a transcript of the gene rtcb, whose product is annotated as RNA 2',3'-cyclic phosphate and 5'-OH ligase. NCBI's taxonomy places the organism in Eukaryota, Metazoa, Chordata, Actinopteri, Osmeriformes, Osmeridae. Bases 93 to 1610 code for a protein of 505 amino acids. The transcript has 12 exons. Gene Ontology annotation, biological process: tRNA splicing, via endonucleolytic cleavage and ligation. Gene Ontology annotation, cellular component: tRNA-splicing ligase complex; nucleus. Gene Ontology annotation, molecular function: RNA ligase (ATP) activity. The record is from RefSeq and is a predicted model, not a curated record.